AGCCCAUCUAACUCUGUGCUAAGUCCACGGAGGCGUCUGUGUGACCAGCGUCGCAGCCAAGGAAAGGAAGGCUUAGCGGUUUACGUCACUUUGCCGGGGAAACCGCAUUCAUAAACGUUUGACUUGCCCUGCCCAAGUUCGCAGUUUUGAGACGCAAAUAACACGCCAGUCACCAUCUGCAAGCAAUUGACAGUAGUCCACAAAGUCCCAUAUCGAUACACAAGGCUCGCAUCCACUUUCCAAUCCAGAUACCGCAACCAUGCCUUUCACCGGAAGCGACAUCAUCAAGAUCAUCGUCGCCAUCCUCCUCCCACCUCUCGGCGUCUUCCUCGAGCGUGGCUGCGGCGCCGACCUCCUCAUCAACAUCCUCUUGACGAUUCUGGGUUACAUCCCAGGUAUCAUCCAUGCCCUCUACAUCAUUCUCAAGUAUUAAGCGCCCGGUUAGCGGCGCUCAGAAGACGCGGCGAUGAACAGGAGCACUACCUAGCGAUACCCACAUACCUUCUUCGACCUGCUUGCAAAAUCACGCUCAGGAUGCGUUUGGGCACCUG
Molecule: messenger RNA, 551 nt
Organism: Baudoinia panamericana UAMH 10762
Lineage: Eukaryota; Fungi; Ascomycota; Dothideomycetes; Mycosphaerellales; Teratosphaeriaceae
Exons: 3
Coding region: 260-433 (57 amino acids)
Cellular component (GO): membrane
Source: RefSeq, a predicted model, not a curated record